This is a messenger RNA of Salvelinus namaycush (lake trout), 2676 nucleotides long. Its product is annotated as transmembrane protein 132C-like. Lineage: Eukaryota; Metazoa; Chordata; Actinopteri; Salmoniformes; Salmonidae. The record is from RefSeq and is a predicted model, not a curated record. The transcript is spliced from 8 exons. The coding region runs from base 1 to 2676 and encodes 891 amino acids.
AUGCAUUGGGACCCUGACUUCCAGCCAACCACACUCACGUUGCUACUGCUGCUCAGUGCUCAUGAAGCCACAGUGAGGAAGGGCAUGUCGUUCAGUACAGCGAGGCCCAGUGACUCAGCCGUAUGGGACAUCGCCCUGGAGCCUGGCAGAAGGGGCGUAAACACCAUCUCUGUCGUGUGUCAGAGGAAGACCACCAAUCCCAGGAAAAGGGGUCUGUUGGAGGUCUUGCAGCUUGACUUUGAGUCCAAGGAGUUGACUGAGCAACCAUUAGAGAGCCAGAUGAUCACAUGGCGUUUGGAAACAGGACACAUCAAGGAUGUUGGCAUCAUGAGGAUCUAUACCACCCAGAGAGACUACGUAGGCCUGACAACACUGGUCAUGGACAGUGAUGUGCUGAACACAGCUGUUCUGACUGGUAAGAAAGUGUCUGCCCCAGUCAGGACUCUGGCUGUGGAAGCUGACGGCACUGUCACCGAUGUCACCAACUAUACCAACUGCAGGUCCACUGACGAGAACGUGCUGAAGGUGUCGGAUCGUUGUGACUAUGUGUUUGUUAAUGGGAAGGAGACGAGGGGGAGGAUGAGGAUGGUGCUCAACUUCACCUACAGCUACCUGAGUGCCCAACUGGAGAUGAGUGUGUGGAUGCCCCACCUACCCCUGCUUAUCGACAUAGCCAACCCCGAACUCAGCCAGAUCAAGGGCUGGAGAGUCCCCGUGGCCGCCGGCAACAAGAGGACCAGCUGGGACAGUGAGGAAGAGGAGGAUAUGAGGAAGAGCAGAGGCUGCAUGCUACAGUACCAACACACUGUGGUCAGGGUGCUCACACCCUUUGUGGCCGAGUCGUCGGACCCAUCUCCAGACCCCAUGGUAGGGGGAUUGGGGGGGUCUCUGGAGACUUUCCUGGGGCCAGACUGGCAGGUGGAUGUCACCAGCCUGGUGCGCUACUCUCUCAGGGUGGGAGACCAAUCUAUAGCCAGACUACAUGCUGGGACGGUACUGCAGGGACGCUCUGCAGGGACCACCACUCUACAGGUGAUGUCUCCUCUGUCUGACUCGAUCCUGGCUGAGCGGAUGGUCAGGGUUCUGGAAGACAAAGUGAGUGUGACAGAGCUGGGAGUGCAGCUGGUCUCUGGCCUCUCUCUGUCCCUCCAGCUCAGCCCAGGGAGAAACAUGGCCAUCAUUGCCACGGCUACAAUACAGGAAGUCAUGCAGAGACCCAAACAGGAGGCAAUGGUCAGCUGCUGGAUCCAGUUCAGUGACGGCUCAGUGACCCCUCUGGACCUCUUUGACCGCAGCGUCUACUCCCUGACUGUGACCUCCGGGGACAAGAGUGUAGGGACUGUGCGCCGGACCCCCCAGUCAGCAUUUGUGGUGGCAGAGGGUGAGGGUCAGGGGGCGCUGGUGAAAGCUGAGCUGAGGAUCUGUGAGGAGUGCCAGAAGUCUAAGAGGAAGAGCAAGCUGGUGGUGGGCAAUGGGCUUCUUAGGGUCACUUUCCAGAAAGGCAGCAGGACGGACGGAGGGGUCACUGGUGGUGGUGCUACUGGCUAUGGCAGUGAAGGUUCAGAGUCAGAGGUAGAGCCUGAGCCAGUCGUGACAUCACCACAGGAACUCACGCCAGUUGUGACCUCACUACGGGCUCUGACCGAGGGGGACGGAGACAGACGCUCGUUCAGGAGCACUGUGCCAGACUGCCAGGACAGCACUGUAACUGAUGUCACCACGUCAACAGCCAGGGAUCAGGAAGUGGCUGGAGGUGGCAUCUCUACCAUCAGAGAGGGCAUCAGCAGCACCACCACCAACACUGAUAGUAGUACCACCACCAAGGGAAAACCUGGCACGGACAAACCUCAGGUGUCUGGCAGACCUGGCAGGGACAGAAGCCUGGGCAGAGGACAGGGGAGAGACUGGGGGAACCUGGUUGAAAACCCCAACCAGAAGAAAAAGAUGCCCAAAGCAGAGGCACCACCCCAGAAAGAGCAGCCCAAGCCGCCCCAGGUGGUGGAGAGUGACCUGGUGAAGACGUUCAAAGCCAUGUCAGACCUGGAGAUUGGCAUCUUCGCGCUGGUGGGAGUCUCUGUCCUGGCCAUCCUGGCCUUCCUGCUCAACUGCGCCUCCUAUAAUCUCUGCUUCCGGGUCGACAAGAUCACCGUCCAGGGCAACCCAGACCCCAACGGCCCCAAGGAGCAUAGGCACGACUGGGUGUGGCUGGGGACCAGCACAGGGCCAGCGCCGGACAACCCACCCCAGGUCUCCACCAUCAAACGGGAGAACCACGGCUCUAUUGAGUCCCACUGCAUCCUGCAGAGACAAUGCUCCACAGAUAGCCACCGGGCUCUGGAGAGCAACCUGAGUAUGAGUGCUAUCCCAGAGAGGACUGCCACCUUGGGUAGGAGGAGCAGCUCCCAGCAGGUUCCCACCCUGGACCCCAUGGCUCAGGGUUCAGCCACCCUCCUAGCCAAGCCAACCCGCAGCGAUCCACUCCACUCCCCCACCAGCAAGAGGAAUCAGGUCCAGUUCACCACCUUCACCACACUGGACAUUAAGCACUUGGCUGCCCUGAAGAGGAACGGAGUGGACUUUAACUGGGCCAGUCAGGCUGGGGGAGCUGGGGAGCCUAAGGGGCCACUACCUGACAUGCUAUGGCCUGUAGUCACACCCAUGGGCCAACCACAGUGA